AUGAGCCCCGUUGUGCGCCGCAUUGCUGUGCUGUUCAUAUCUGCGGCGCUGUUCCUCCUCGCCUUUCGCCAGCUCGGCGCGCGAAACCGCCUUCCUUCGCCUACUCUGAUCGCCUCCAAUCGCAUCUCGAGUCCCGUAGACUGGAAAAAAGUGCCGCAGAGACACCCGGUUUCUUCGCUGGCCCCGCUGCCCACGGGCUCCGCAACCCCCAUUCCCAGGAUCCAGCACGAGUUUGGAAUUGAGACGGAGCACAACAAGGCCGAGAGGCGCCAGCGGCAAAAGGCUGUCAAGGAGGCGUUUCUGCAUUCAUGGCGCGGCUACAAGCAGCAGGCGUGGCUGCAGGAUGAAGUCUCUCCGGUAACAGGGGGCUUCAAGAAUGGCUUUGGCCAGCGUGCAGCGACCUUGGUGGAUGCGCUGGAUACGCUAUUCAUCAUGGGCCUGGAAGACGAGUUUGAGCAGGCAGUGCAUGCUGUGAAAAAGAUUGACUUUACCACUGCAGCUGUCGAGCGCCUGAAUGUCUUUGAAACAACUAUUCGCUAUCUAGGCGGUCUGCUAAGCGCGUACGAUUUGAGCAAAGGGAAGCACUCGUCGUUGUUGCACAAGGCCACGGAGCUGGGUGACAUGCUAUACGCUGCGUUUGACACACCCAACAGAAUGCCAGUCACACGAUGGGACUGGGCAAAUGCUGCCCUACAUGGUUCCCAAGAAGCUGAUGCACAGGCACUCAGUGCGGAAAUAGGAUCACUGACCCUGGAGUUUACACGUCUCUCGCAGCUCACAGGCGACGCCAAAUACCACGAUGCAGUGCAACGAGUCACAAACGUACUCGAGAAGCACCAAAGCAAAACCAAAAUCCCCGGCUUAUUUCCGAUUCUCGUCAGUCCGUUCCGCGAGGAAUUCGAUACCGGCAACUCCUUCACCAUGGGCGGCAUGACGGACUCGCUGUACGAGUAUUUCCCCAAGCAGCACUUGCUCCUGGGCGGCGUUACAGACCAGUACCGCAAGAUGUACGAAAAGGCCAUUGAGCCCGCCAAGCAGCAUCUCUUCUUCCGCGCCAUGGUUCCUCACGGCCAGAAUUUCCUCAUCCCAGGCAACGCGCGCCUCAGCUCAGCCGGCUCGGUCAAGCUCGAGCCAGACGGCCAGCAUCUCGCCUGUUUCGCUGGCGGCAUGGUUGGUCUCGGCGCCAAAAUUUUCAACCGCACGGCCGACAUGGACAUUGCGCGGAAGCUCGUUGAUGGAUGUACGUGGGCGUACGAGGCCAUGCCUACGGGUAUCAUGCCCGAGACGUUUAGCAUGGUGCCGUGCGUCAACGACGACGAUUGCGCCUGGGACGUGGCAAAGUGGCAUGCAGCUGUCAAGAGCUCGUACUCGGGGUCUCUCCAUGCACAAGACUAUGAUAUCCAAGAUAUUAUUAAAGAGCUUGGUCUCCAGCCGGGUUUCUCGAGGAUUGGAGAUCCGCGGUUUUUGCUCCGCCCCGAAGCCAUCGAAUCCGUCUUCAUCCUCUACCGCAUCACGGGCGACUCUGCGCUGCAAGACACGGCCUGGCGCAUGUUUGAAUCCAUCCAAAACGCCACCAUGGCGGAAUUCGCGCACUCGGCUAUUGCUGAUGUCACGGUGCCCAAGGGCCAGGUGCCGCUCAAGCUCGACGAGUGCGAGAGCUUCUGGAUGGCCGAGACGCUCAAGUAUUUCUACUUGAUUUUCAGCGAGCCUGGCUUGGUCAGCUUGGAUGACUAUGUUUUGUAA
Exserohilum turcica Et28A is the source of this 1743-nucleotide messenger RNA. RefSeq names its product glycoside hydrolase family 47 protein. The record is from RefSeq and is a predicted model, not a curated record. The coding region runs from base 1 to 1743 and encodes 580 amino acids. Gene Ontology annotation, molecular function: calcium ion binding; mannosyl-oligosaccharide 1,2-alpha-mannosidase activity. Gene Ontology annotation, cellular component: Golgi membrane; endoplasmic reticulum. The transcript is spliced from 3 exons. Gene Ontology annotation, biological process: carbohydrate metabolic process; N-glycan processing. Lineage: Eukaryota; Fungi; Ascomycota; Dothideomycetes; Pleosporales; Pleosporaceae.